AUGUUAAAUAGUUUGUUAAAUAAAAAAAAUUUAGUUAGAUUAUCAACAAACAAUAACAACUAUAAAAUUAAAAACUAUUGUUCCUCAAACAACAAAGAUGAAAAGAAUCACUCAUAUUCAGGUACACUUCAUUUACCAAAAACCAAAUUUCAAAUGAAAGCUAACGCAGCCAUCAAUGAACCUUUAUUAUUAAAAGAUCCAACUGAAUUAUAUAAAUGGCAACUCGAAAAUAAUAAUAAUGGUGAAUGGGUAUUUCAUGAUGGCCCACCAUAUGCAAAUGGACCAUUACAUUUAGGACAUGCAUUAAAUAAAACUUUAAAAGAUAUUGUAAAUAGAUAUAAAGUUUUAAGAGGAUUUAAAGUAAACUAUAUUCCAGGUUGGGAUUGCCAUGGUUUACCAAUCGAACAAAAGGUAUUUCAAUCAUUCGAAACCACUCAAGGUUUAAAACCACACACAAUUAGAGAUGCUGCAAGAAAAUAUGCAUUAAAAGAAAUCGAAAGACAAAAGAAAGGAUUUUUAGAACUAGGUAUUAUGGGCGAUUGGAAAAAUCCAUACAGGACAAUGGAUCCACAAUAUGAAGUACAGCAAAUUCAAACUUUUUAUGAAAUGUAUCAAAAAGGUAAUAUCUAUCGUGGCGAAAAACCAGUUUAUUGGUCUCCAUCUUCAAGAUCCGCUCUUGCUGAAGCUGAAAUUGAAUAUAAUGAUGCCCAUGUCAGUAAAUCUAUUUUUGUAAAGUUCAACGUCGAAAAAUUUUCAGAUUCAUUAAAGAGCACAGUUCUUUCAGAUCUCUCAAGUCAAUAUUUCACUGAAGAGAAUGGCAGAAAAUGUUAUGCCCUCAUUUGGACCACCACACCUUGGACCAUUCCCUCAAAUUUAGCAAUUUCAGUUCAUCCAACAAUGGAGUAUAUUAUAGUUACCAAUGCUAAUAAAAAAAAAGACCACUACAUCAUCUCAAAAGAAAGAUUUGAGAGUCUUAAAGCCAUCUUAAAUGACCCAGAGUUAAUUAUAGUCAAAGAGUUCACUGGUGAACAACUUAAAGGCACUGUCACAAGACAUCCACAAAAAGAUCGUAUCUCACCAAUUAUUUGCGGUGAUCAUGUUGUUGAGGGUUCAGGUACAGGUCUAGUUCAUACUGCUCCAGGCCAUGGUUUUGAAGAUUUCCAAGUUUGGAACGAAUAUAACAAUAACGAAGUUUCUGGUCCAAUCUUAUCACCAGUUGAUGAAUCUGGUUGUUUCACUGCCGAUGCCGGUAAAGAAUUUGAAGGUUUAAAUGUAUUAAUUGAAGGUAAUCAAGCUGUAAUUAAAGAUCUUCAAGAUAAAAAUGCUCUUCUUUUUAUUGAAGAGUAUACCCACAAAUAUCCAUAUGAUUGGAGAACUAAAAAACCAAUUUUAAUUAGAGUAACUAAACAAUGGUUUGCAAGUUUAAAGAGCAUUCAAGAAAAAGCAGUCGAUUGUAUUUCAAAUGUUAAUAUGGUUCCAGCAUCAGGAGCAAAUCGUCUUUCAUCUAUGGUCGGUAAAAGAAAUGAUUGGUGUAUUUCAAGACAACGUGUUUGGGGUUGCCCAAUUCCAGUAUUUUACGAUAAAAACAAUGAACCGGUAAUUGAUUCAGAUACUAUAGAACAUUUGAAAGAGUUAUUUGGUAAGCAUGGUUCUGAUUGUUGGUUUAAACUUAGUGCUCAAGAAUUAUUACCACCAAAAUACCGUGAUCAACACGAACAAUACACUAUAGGUACAGAUACAAUGGAUGUAUGGUUUGACAGUGGUACAAGUUGGAGAGGUGUUCUUGUCGAACGUGGUGUCAUAGAUAAAGAUAAUGGUAAAGCAGAUAUAUAUUUAGAAGGCAGUGAUCAACAUCGUGGUUGGUUCCAAUCCUCUCUUUUAACUAGUGUUUUCGUCAGAGAUACUGCUCCAUAUAAAAAUGUUGUUACUCAUGGUUUCCUUUUGGAUGAAAAAGGUUUCAAAAUGUCAAAAUCAUUGGGAAAUGUUAUUGAUCAAUCAUUCGUCAUUAAAGGCGGUGCAAAUAAAAAUCAAGAUCCAGCCUAUGGUAUUGAUAUCCUUAGAACCUGGAUAGCCUCUUCAGAUUACACAAAAGAUAUUUCAAUUGGUCCAAAUAUUUUGGUCAAGAUAUUAGAGAAUAUUAAAAAGAUUAGAAACUCAUUCAAAUUUAUGUUAGGUUCAAACUUUGAUUUUAACCCAGCCACCGAUAGUGUACCAUAUGAUCAAAUGUCAUUAAUCGAUAAAUAUGCACUUCACAAAGCUCAAGCACUUCAAAAAUCAGUCACCAAUCAUUACGAUAAUUUCCAAUUCCAAAAAGUAUUAUCAGAUGUUUUAAAUUUCACAGGUGAAACCUCUGCUUUCUAUUUCGAAAUCAUUAAACAAAGACUCUACAUCGAAAAAGCAAAUAGUCAACUUAGAAAAUCGUCGCAAACUGCUCUCUUCCAAAUUGUUGAAGUCAUAAACAAAGCUUUAGCCCCAAUCACAAUUCAUACCUCCGAAGAUAUUUAUAAAAACCAAUACCAUUUUUCAAAACCAACAGAUUCUGUUUUCACUCAAGGCUGGACUGUUUUACCACAAGAAUAUCAAAAUGACAAUAUUAACGAACAAUUUAACCACAUUAUGACAGUUCGUACUCUUGUUAAUAAAGUUUUACAAACCAUGAGAAUCGAUGGUUUUAUUGGUCGUUCAGAUGAAACUCAAUUAGAAAUUAAAAUUUCAAAAGAAUUCUACAAUCAUCUCUCAAGUGUAUCUAAUGAAUUAAAUGAUAUUUUCUCUGUUUCAUAUGUAAAAUUAUUAUUAUUAGAAGAUGGGUUUGAUAAUAAAGAAUCAGAAGUUACCAAAACUCAACAAGAUAAUGUAAAUGACAAUCAACAAUAUUCCCUAAUAUCAUUGCUCCCAAAAGAUUCUCAAGAAUCUGGUAAAGUCGAAAUUGUUAUAAAGAAGAGUGACCACUUUAAAUGUCCAAGAUGUUGGAGACAUACUUCGACUCAAAAAGAUACUCUUUGUUUACCUUGCGAUAAAAUUUUAAAAAACUAA
Molecule: messenger RNA, 3033 nt
Organism: Dictyostelium purpureum
Lineage: Eukaryota; Evosea; Eumycetozoa; Dictyosteliales; Dictyosteliaceae
Exons: 2
Coding region: 1-3033 (1010 amino acids)
Biological process (GO): isoleucyl-tRNA aminoacylation
Cellular component (GO): cytosol
Molecular function (GO): ATP binding; aminoacyl-tRNA deacylase activity; tRNA binding
Source: RefSeq, a predicted model, not a curated record